AUGAUUAAUUAUCAUAUAAACACACUAAGAGGAAUAGCGACAGACUAUACGCCAGUUUUGUUUGAAGAUUUAUUCUUUGAUAAGAGUCAUUUGAGUACUAAUAAAAUGGGUGCUAUAAGUCUUUAGAAUCUUGAAUAAUUAAGAGCUGAUCCAAAGUCAAUUAUGGAAAAUUUGGUGAUUAAUGAUGUGAAUCAAUUAGUGCAUGAGUUGUCAAACAUGCCAUAAUGUCUAAUAUGCACAUCAUGUAAUGAUUUUGAUAAAUUGAAUCGAUUACUUUAAUAUUGUUAGCACAUUGAUAUAGCCAUUGGAUAUCAACACAACAUCUCAAAAUAAUUGAAUAAUCUGCCUCUGUAUUCAGUUGAUAACCUAAUCAAGAAAUUAGAAAUGGAAAUAACGAUGGGAACCAACAAUCUGAAACCAGCAUUCAUAGGCAUCAUCAACUUUGAAGAAAUAGAUUUCAACAAUCAAAUUUGGAUUAAUAUCAUGGAGAGUUAUAUUUAAUGUUCUGAGAAUUGUGGAAUACCAAUUGUGGUUGAUCAUAAUCAUAGAUUGGAAUUCAAAGAGAUUCAGCAAAAAUAUAAUUUAAGAAAAGCCAAAUUCAUCAUUCUAAAUCCAUACGUAGAGGUCAAAAUUACAAAAUAAAACUAUUGUAUCAAAAGAGAAAUCAAUAUUGAGUCGGUUGAUUUAAAAUAGAAGAUUGUGUUCAAUAAAAACGAAGUGGAUUAUGAGUUGUUUACCUUAUUGCCUGUAUAUUUCACGGUUGGGAUUAAGUAUAAAACACAUUUGAAAAUGUUUGGAGGUAAUGGGUUUGAGAUUGUGAAAUCAGAGACACAGGAAUUGUUCGAUCUAUUGAAGUGGUCUAGUUAGGUUAUCAAAAUAGUGGAAAUCAAGAUGUGGAAAUGUCCUAUGUAAUGAAAUUGAAUUAAAGAGUAGCUGUCAAAAAGAAUAAGGAGAGAAUGAGGAGAGGUUUAAGAAGAUGGGAAAAGAGUUCUGUAGCAUGAAAUGUUUGAGACAAGGAUUGAAUUGA
This is a messenger RNA of Paramecium octaurelia, 1027 nucleotides long. The record is from the annotation of a GenBank genome assembly. NCBI's taxonomy places the organism in Eukaryota, Ciliophora, Oligohymenophorea, Peniculida, Parameciidae.